CAGGGGGGGCAGUGUGGUGAAGAAAGCAGUAGGGUAGUCAGUGGUGGGUGAGAAGCAGAGGGGCAGCGAGGUUGGGAGAAUACAAGACGAGUAGAAUAAUUCUGAAUGAGCUGAAGGGAGCGGGUAGCCGAAGCUGGGAGACCAGUCAAUAAGGACAAAUUGACAGUAGUGGAGUUGAGUGGAAUAAGUAGUGAGAAAAGGAUGGAUUUGGUAGAUGUUGCUAAAGAACUAAAGAUGUGUUGAGAGGAGAGUGAGUGGUCAAGAAUAACACAUAGGGAGAGGAAGCAGAAGGAAAGUAGAGGUCAGAUUUAGAGAGGUUGAGUUUGAGGUAGUGAGAUUGGGAAUGGGUCCAAGUUGAGAUAGCUGAGAGGGAUUCUGAGAUGUGGGGAAAGAUGAGGGAGUCAAAGGGAAAGGAGAUGAAGAUCUGGGCAUCAUUAACGGCGGCAGGAGGAACCAAAAGAGUAGAGUGCCUUGUAGACAGAGGACAAAGAGAAGGGAGAACCACCACGCCAGGAAACUUGCAACGAACGGUUAGCGAGAUAUCAGGGAAACCAGACAAGAGCGGUGGCUCAGAUCAGGAAUAAGGUGCUGUAGCUUUAAGAAAAACAAAUUAUGUGAACAUUUUUGGUUGGCCACAAAUUUGGUUUACACAGCAGACAUUUAAGUAACAUGCUUCGGUUUAAAUUGUGUGACUGGUGAAUGUAAAGCAUUGGUUUGGUACUGUUUCUUCGUUUGUUGCAAACGUGUGCCUUUUUAUGAAAAUACUUUAAACCUUAACGAUGUUGUCUACAUGAGUACAUGUUUAUAAACAAUAUGGGCGACGAUGAGGGUGCUGCUUCAAAGCUUUUUAACACAAAAGUGUUAUUAGGAUUGGUGGCAGGAGCAGGGUUUUCAUAUGGGCUUUAUAAACUGAUAUUUUCUGGCGGAAACCAUGGGACGAAACGCGAAGAUGCCGCCUGGAAUAUUUCCAUGCAACCAGGAAGUUUACUGGAGCGAGUAUCUGGAUUGCCGUUGGUUCAAGAAAAAUGCGAUUUGACCCCUAAUGGAUCAAGCACAGAUGAACUGCUUUCAAAGUCUCCAGACAGCCUGGAACCACACCACCUGGAGAUGCUGCUUUCUUUGCUUCAGCCAAAUCAUGAUACUUCCGCAAGAAUACAGGUUUUAGUCACUUUAAGUAACAGUGCUGCCUUCUCAGUGAACCAGGACUAUAUUCGUAAAAUGGGUGGCCUUCAGGUCAUUGGAAACUUGUUGUCUGAUCCUGCUUUUGAUGUCAGAGUUCAGGCUUUGAAUGCUCUGAACAACCUGAGCAUGAAUGUCACAAACCAGGAACAGUUAAAGGUGUAUGCAGGGCAAGUUUUGGGGAUCAUAGAAACCUCGCCUUUGAAUUCUGACCUACAGCUGGCGGGACUGAGAAUGCUAACAAACAUGUCUGUCACAAAUAAUUAUCAAUACAUAAUGAAGAGUUCCAUUACUCUGUUUCUGUCUCUACUGGUUGUUGGCAAUGUAGCAUUACAGAUCCAAGUUCUAAAAAUACUUGUGAAUUUAUCUGCUAAUCCAGACAUGGUGGAAGACAUUCUCCGAUCCCAGGCACCAGUCUCCCUGGUUUUGUUGUUCGACUGCUGCACCAACACAGAAGUUCUUCUUCGUGUGCUGACCUUUGUGGGGAAUUUAAAAGACUGGACGACUUCCACACACGUAACAGAUAUUCUCAAACUCAGCAAAGAUUCUCUCUGCUCUGUGCUGUAUGGAGAUUCUUCUGAGUUCCAUCAGAGACUCCCAUUGUUAUUGUCACACCCUGAUGGACAGGUGAAAAAACAGGUGGCAAAGAUUAUGACCUAAGUAUUGUGAUAGUAAUGGUACACUCGGUGCCCUUACACAGCGCCAGACUAGAAAUGUUUUUUUUUUUUUUUUAAAUCUAUUUAACAUGUAUAUGUAGUAAAUAUUGUUGGCAGUUGGCAAGCUAAGGUUUCAGGUUAACAAGGUGGCAAAAUGAAAAUUGAUUUUGUUCCCUGGAUGGUGUUGUCUUGACAUUAAGUUUGUUUUGUUGUUGAAUGUGAUUGGGACAGCUCCAAGGUCACGUCAUUCCCUUGGACUACCAUUUGUGCCAUUGUGUUAGAGAUUAUCAAACUAAAAUAACUCACUUUUAACUGUUUAUUCAAAGACAGAUAUUCUUUCCUGUAAUAGAUUUUCCAGUAAUAUAGAGACAUAAAAUAAAUUACUGAUGAGUACUAUAAAAAUGAUACAGUACAGCCCAUUAAUCAUGCUUAAUUGUGCAUUAGCACACAUAUGAUGUUCAUUACCCUAAAUAUUUUAACUGAUUUUAUAAAACAGUUGUUAACAGUAUAAAUGACAAUCUGUUUUUUUUGUGUUUUAAUCAACAUCCCUCAUUGCUUCACAGUGACAUUUUCCCAGAACCCUGCUAUUGCACACUUACUUCAGCAUGCAUGUCCUGAAGACAGGGAAAUAGUGAAGAAGCCAGACAGUACCUACCUUAAUUUUACAUAUUGAGAAAUGCUUAUCAAAACAUUCUUUAACACUACUAUACUUGGGGAUAUAAGAUGGUGCCUAUCUAGCUGUCUUAUACGUAUAGUUUUGCAUUCAGAAGUGUAAUUGGGAUAGAAGGUGGUGCUCUAAGUGAAAUAUUAUAAAUCAUACUUUUUCUAUCAAGUUUUCAAAGCCAGAAUCCAUUGCCACCCCUCCUUUAGGGCAUAUCGUUUUCAUAACUAUGAAUAUUGGUCCACACUGAUGAAAGAAGGUACCAAGACCUAACAAUAAGAACUCCAUGGCAGGUGCAGAUCAGCAGUAUUUUCAGUUCAAGAAAGUUUUCAGAAAGGUUGUAUAGUACUUCAUUACCUAACUUUGUGAAUAGGGCAGUAUCAUCUACAAAUACAUAAACUUUUUACUUGUGCAAUGCAUUGGUAUUAUUUUAGUUAAACUCCCAACAGUACAUAUUAAGAAAUCUCAUCUUUUGGAUUUGACAUUUAUUUGGCCUAGGAGAAAAGAUAUGCAUGUGAAAAAGAGCAGUUCUGAAUACAGGCAAAAUCUAGGUUUAUAAAAUCACCACAUCAUGUUAACUCAAAAAAUACAGUGUUGACAAUCUGCAGUAAAACUGACCUAUAUUUUACAUCUUUUGCAUUGGAAACACAGGGCUGGCAAUCACUAACUCUUUUUAAAAGGCACACUUCUUAAGGCCAUCUCCAUAUUGCAUUCAAUUCUUCUUCCUGCACAUGUAGGCAAAAUAUGACAAACCUUCCUUGUGAUUUUUUAAAUUGCAUGUGCUUUUGCCAGCUACAGUACCCAGCACAUUAAUGUUGUGCAUAUUUUAUGCCUGGGUAAGGGCCUCUGCUAAGAAAUAAAUAAAUAAAUAAAAUAAUAAUAAUAAUAAUAAUAAUAAUAAUAAUAAUAAUAAUAAUAAUCAACAUUCCAUACAUUCCUCUACAACUUGCUUAGUGUUUUAAACACAUUUCUGUUUUUCUAAAUUAGCAGCUCUUUACACAUACAGGACACAAAGAGAAUGUUUGGUCCUGAUUGUGCUGCUUCGUUAGGAUUUACAACAACAUUUGGUAUCAAAUAAUCAGCACACUGACAUUCUGAACUACAAAGAUCAAGGUAAAAAUAAUUUGUAUUGCACUGCUCUUGGUUCAUUGCUCACCCCACCGCAACUUACAGCAAUUUUCACUCACAAUCUGAUAUAUUCAUCAUGUUUAUAAAACUUGCUUUAGGAGAAUUUUCCAAAACUUGUUAGCAAGCAUGUAGCAAAUAUAUGGCAAAGUACAGUACACAUCUGUUUAGCACUGUCUUUGAACAUCAGCUGAAUUAAAAAACACAUUUUGUAUUUUCUUUGAUUUUUUUACAUUUGUAUUAAAUGUCACUUGACUUUCUCAACAGCAAAAAUGUCUGUUUUGGAGCUGUGCUUCGUUUUAUUCCAUCAAUAAUGUUAGGGAUCUCACACCGUGUCCCUCCACUUUUAAUGGGUCCAAAUACUGUACCUUGAUUGAAACUGGUAUUCCAAUAAGAUAUACACACAUACAAAUAUACAUAAAUAAACAGGAACCAGUUAUAAUUGCUGCGAUGACAGUUUUAAAAACUAUUCAUGUUACUUCUAGAUCAGGGGUCUCCAACCCAGGUCCUGGAGAGCCCCUAUCCACCAGGUUUUAUAGGUGUCUUUACAUGAU
Molecule: messenger RNA, 4175 nt
Organism: Polyodon spathula (Mississippi paddlefish)
Lineage: Eukaryota; Metazoa; Chordata; Actinopteri; Acipenseriformes; Polyodontidae
Gene: armc10
Product: armadillo repeat containing 10
Exons: 6
Coding region: 799-1839 (346 amino acids)
Cellular component (GO): mitochondrion
Molecular function (GO): protein binding
Source: RefSeq, a predicted model, not a curated record